Tachysurus vachellii is the source of this 1817-nucleotide messenger RNA. It is a transcript of the gene slc1a7b, whose product is annotated as solute carrier family 1 member 7b. The coding region runs from base 1 to 1746 and encodes 581 amino acids. Gene Ontology annotation, cellular component: plasma membrane. The transcript has 11 exons. The record is from RefSeq and is a predicted model, not a curated record. Lineage: Eukaryota; Metazoa; Chordata; Actinopteri; Siluriformes; Bagridae. Gene Ontology annotation, molecular function: L-glutamate transmembrane transporter activity; neutral L-amino acid transmembrane transporter activity; glutamate:sodium symporter activity. Gene Ontology annotation, biological process: L-glutamate transmembrane transport.
AUGGCGGUGGCAUUGGAUGCAGUGUGUGUGCGGGUGAAGGGGGUCUGCAAGCAGAACGGUCUGCUCAUCCUCUCUGUGCUGGCCGUCGUCAUCGGCUGCCUGCUAGGAUUCUUCCUGCGCACCAAGCAGCUCUCUGAGCAGGAAGUGAAGUAUUUCCAGUUUCCAGGUGAGCUCCUCAUGAGGAUGCUGAAGAUGUUGAUUCUGCCGCUGGUUGUUUCCAGUCUCAUGUCAGGUCUGGCGGCUCUGGAGCCGAAGUGCUCCAGCAGGUUAGGUCUCAUCACCAUCUCUUACUACCUCUGGACCACGUUUCUGGCGGUGGUGGUCGGCAUCGUCAUGGUUCUGAUCAUCCACCCAGGGGGCGUGGCGCAGAAAGAGGACUCAGAGGACAGCAGCAAACCCAUCAUGAGCUCGGCCGACGCCCUGCUUGACCUCAUACGGAACAUGUUUCCUGCCAAUCUGGUUCAAGCUACAUUUCAGCAGUACCGCACUAACAGCGUCCCCGUCAGGAAGACUCUGAAGACAGCAGAGAGCUCGAGUGUGACACGCCGCACGCUCAUCUAUAAUCUCCAAGACGACGGUGACAACAGCGAAAAUGGCAGCGACAUCCGCAACUUCCAGCUGGACCUGACGCCUCCGCCGGAUGUUGUGAUGCGCACACAGCCUGGAACCAGCGACGGCAUGAACGUGCUGGGCAUCGUCAUCUUCUCAGCUACUAUGGGCAUCAUGUUGGGCAGGAUGGGACCUAACGGCAGUGCACUCGUUAACUUCUGCCAAAGUCUUAACGAGGCUGUGCUCAAAAUCGUAGCCAUUGUUAUCUGGUACUUUCCGUUCGGGAUCGUCUUUCUGGUGGCCGGAAAAAUUCUAGAGAUGAGUGAUCCAUCAGAUAUGGGAAAGAAGCUGGGAUUCUACGCCAUUACCGUGGUGAUGGGUCUGAUCCUGCACGGGCUCUUCAUCCUGCCCAGCAUGUACUUCUUCAUCACUAAGAAAAGCCCCAUUGUUUACAUCCGGGGAAUCCUGCAGGCUCUGCUCAUCUCACUGGCCACUUCAUCCAGCUCUGCCACACUGCCCAUCACUUUUAAGUGCCUCCUGGAGAAUAACCACAUCGACAGACGCAUCAUUCGCUUCGUGUUGCCUGUAGGUGCCACUAUAAACAUGGACGGCACGGCGCUCUACGAGGCUGUAGCAGCUAUCUUCAUCGCUCAGGUCAACAACUAUGAGCUGGACUUUGGCCAGAUCAUCACCAUAAGCAUCACAGCCACAGCAGCGAGUAUAGGAGCAGCGGGCAUCCCACAGGCCGGCCUGGUUACCAUGGUAAUCGUGCUGACGUCAGUCGGGCUUCCGACAGAUGACAUCACACUCAUCAUCGCUGUGGACUGGGCUCUAGAUCGGUUUCGUACUAUGGUGAAUGUGAUGGGAGAUGCGCUCGCUACCGGAAUCAUGGCACACAUCUGCAGAAAGGACUUCAUGCAAGAGGGAGAUGGAGUUCCUCUCAUCUGCGAGACAAAACCUGUUCAGACCCAGCAGCAAAUGAACUGCCAGCAGAAAAACGGCAGUUUCCAGCCGCUCCCAGCAGCGAGCAAGCCUGAGCUCGUUUCUCCAGACGUGGCUCGCCUCAUGCAGCUGGAGGAAGGAGUGCGACCCCUGCCACCUGAGAGGAAGAUCCCCCCGGUGCCUCCACGCCACAUGAAACACAAGGACAAGGAGCACUGCUCCAUCGACAUGAACGGCCUCGAGACCAACGUAUAGCAGCUACGACGUACCAUCCGGACGUGAAGGUUCUACACAGAUUAAAGGACUCGCUUCUCGUUGUAGAUCGA